Molecule: messenger RNA, 2078 nt
Organism: Paecilomyces variotii
Lineage: Eukaryota; Fungi; Ascomycota; Eurotiomycetes; Eurotiales; Thermoascaceae
Product: adenylyl cyclase-associated protein
Exons: 4
Coding region: 229-1830 (533 amino acids)
Biological process (GO): regulation of adenylate cyclase activity; cytoskeleton organization
Cellular component (GO): cytoplasm
Molecular function (GO): adenylate cyclase binding; actin binding
Source: RefSeq, a predicted model, not a curated record
CUGGAUUCUGAACACUGCACCGUUUCUGCAACGCCCACGGACUCAGGAACGGUCUAGCUUCCACGUACCUCCUCAGUCCUUCUGUUUGACUGGGCUUCGCGAGCGGAGAUCCCAUUUCCCCGGGCCUUGUCAUUCUUGACAGGCUCCUCACUCGAGCUCCUGAACCUCCCCCUAAAGACAGCUUUCCACCCAAGACGUGUCCUCGAACGCAUCGAGGAAGCAGCCAAGAUGGCGACAGGCAACCAUAUGCAUAAUCUAACGACCUUGAUCAAGCGGCUGGAAGCUGCUACGUCGCGUCUGGAGGACAUGGCUAUGUCCUUCGACGGCGGCAGUGAACAUGUCGGGCAAAAUGCAUCCAACAAUGGAGCUAUCCCCGCUGGUGGACAGAUUGCGCCUCCUGAGCCUCCUAAAGCGCCGACUCCUGCACCCGCCCCGAGCGCCGUACCACCGGAAAUCGCGGACUUUGAUGCCUUGAUCAAGGAGGACGUUGGUAAAUUUGUGGAGAUCGGACAGAAUAUUGGAGGCCUGGUUGCGGAGCAGUCAAAAGCAGUGCUGCAGGCUUUCCAGGCGGAGCGCACCUAUAUCUAUGUAGCCACGAAAGCGAAGAAGCCGGAGCCGCAUCCUCCAGAGCUCAUGACCGAGCUCCACAAGGCUUCAGAUACCAUCAACAACCUCAGAGAAUCGAACCGAGCGUCGCCGCUGUUUAACCACCUCAGCGCUGUCGCUGAAGGCAUUGUCGCGCUCGGCUGGUUCUUUGAGUCGAAGCCCGCGGAUUUCGUGAAUGAGAUGCAGGGUGGCAUUGAGUACUACGGAAACAAGGUCCUGAAGGAGUACAAGGAGAAGGAUGCGACACAUGUGCAGUACAUUCAAGGCUACUACCGUAUCUUCAAGUCGCUUGCGGCGUAUCUCAAGAAGCACUACCCCAAGGGCCUGACAUGGAACCAGAACGGCACCGACGCUCUCGAAGCUCUUAAAGAAAUCAAGUCUGGCUCUGGCGCAGUCCCAGUUCCUUCAGUACCAACCAUCAGCACACCAGCUGGUGGUCCUCCUCCACCUCCGCCUCCUCCACCUCCACCACCAGCUGAUCCCACACCCGCUCCUACAUCGUCUGCUUCUAAGGGCGGAGAUAUGUCCGCCGUGUUUGCGGAUCUGAACAAAGGAGAGGCGAUCACAUCUGGCCUGCGCAAGGUGGACAGGUCGCAAAUGACGCACAAGAACCCUAGCCUGCGCGCAAGUUCGACUGUCCCAGAGCGUCCCGACUCGCAAGGUAGCAACAGCUCCUCUCGGGGCAAGUCACCCGCUCCGCCGGGCAAGAAGCCCAAGCCUGAGAGCAUGCGUGCCAAGAAGCCACCGCGUAAGGAGCUGGAAUCCAACAAGUGGUUCAUCGAGAACUUCGACAACCCCGGCGAAAUCAUCGAGAUCCCUGCUCAGCAGAACCACUCGAUCCUGAUCAGCCGCUGCAACAAGACCAUCGUCAAGAUCUCCAACAAGGCAAACGCCGUCUCCAUCGACAACUGCACCGGUCUCUCCAUCAUCGUCGACUCCCUCGUCAGCAGCUUGGAAGUCAUCAAGUCUCCCAAGUUCGCCCUUCAGGUCGACGGCGUCGUCCCCACCGUCCUCCUCGACCAGGUCGACGGCGCAACCGUCUACCUCGGUAGCCAGAGUCUGGACACGGAGGUCUUCACCAGCAAAUGCACCUCUGUCAACGUCAUGCUCCCACCCAAGGAGGGUACAGAUGAAGACACCAAGGAAUGUCCCGUCCCAGAACAAAUCAAGAGCUACGUCAAGAACGGCACUCUCAUCCACGAGAUCGUCGAGCACGCCGGCUGAAAAGAGCAGGAGGAGUGGGGUGGGGGGGGAACCUAUACUGUGUAAUUAGUAACAUCUUUUGUUUGUGGAGGUGCGAGGUGAGCGUGCUGCAUGUGGCUUCCUGGAUAUACUCUGCAACCUAGCUAGCUAGCUAGCGUCUAUCAUUAUCUUGUUUCGUUCUCCGGUCUAUUACUUUCCGGAGUCGAGAGGGAUUCAAAAACGGGAAUUAACCAUCCCAUCCCGCGUAUUUGAGUAAAUCAACUCUAGAU